Messenger RNA from Spea bombifrons (plains spadefoot toad), 1275 nucleotides. It is a transcript of the gene PPCS, whose product is annotated as phosphopantothenoylcysteine synthetase. The record is from RefSeq and is a predicted model, not a curated record. The transcript has 3 exons. Lineage: Eukaryota; Metazoa; Chordata; Amphibia; Anura; Pelobatidae. Bases 93 to 1052 code for a protein of 319 amino acids. Gene Ontology annotation, biological process: coenzyme A biosynthetic process. Gene Ontology annotation, molecular function: phosphopantothenate--cysteine ligase activity. Gene Ontology annotation, cellular component: cytoplasm; nucleus.
AGAGGAAUUCCGUCGCUUCCGGAAGUGCAGAGUCCACGAGCUGCAGCUCAGGCUCUAGGUGACACCUUCGUAUCUGGUGGUGUUUGGGAGCCAUGGCCGAGCCUGCGGAGCGGAUCCGGCGGGAGUUCGCCCCCCAGGCCGAAGUAGAGGAGGCGGCCCGGGCCAUGGAAGUCUUCGCAAAGACACACGGCUCGGAGGGGCGCAGGGUGGUUCUGAUCACCUCGGGUGGCACUAAGGUGCCCCUGGAGUCCCGCACAGUGCGCUUCCUAGAUAACUUCAGCAGCGGGCGGAGGGGAGCCGCCUCGGCAGAGUAUUUCCUGCAGGCCGGCUACGCCGUCAUCUUCCUGCACCGCCACCGCUCCAUGUACCCGUACAGCCGCCGCUACACCGCGGUUAACUGGUUGGACGCCCUGCAAAUAGUCCCCGCCCCUCAGACUGACUCCGCCCUCACGGAACCUAAGCUUAAGGUUGAAGCUGACCAGACCAAUCUACCAGGAAUAGUCGGGGUGCUAAAGGAUUACCAGAGCAUAAAGGGCUCAGGCAGGCUGCUUCCCGUGGAGUUUAACACCCUGUCUGACUACCUGCACCUCCUGCUGGCAGCAGCAAAGGCCCUCAGCCCCUUAGGGGCAAAUGCCAUGUUUUAUUUGGCAGCCGCAGUUUCAGACUUCUACAUACCAGCUUCAGAAAUGCCAGAACAUAAGAUCCAGUCCUCCAGUGGGCCCUUACAGAUAACAAUGAAGAUGGUGCCAAAAAUGCUGUCUCCUUUGGUGAAGGACUGGGCCCCCAAAGCAUUUGUCAUUUCGUUCAAACUGGAGACGGACCCCUCGAUCUUAAUAGAGCGAGCGCGGAAGGCUCUGGAGACGUAUCGCCACCAGGUGGUCGUGGCCAACGUCCUGGACACUCGCCGAUCGUAUGUCGUGGUCGUAACGGACGUCUCCGAGAGUAAACUCUCCGUCUCGGACGACGAGGAGACACGAGGAGUGGAGAUCGAGCACAAAAUAGUAGACGAUUUAACCUCCCGGCACUCGAGUUUCAUAGAGGGUCUGCAGUAAGAGGCAGUGGCCCCCUAGAGCCCCAUGUUAUUAAAGGGGGUGCUGUUAAUCUGCCGGUUACUGUCUCCCGCCCUGAACUGCCCCGUCCUAUGUAUGAUAGAAAUAUUUAUACAAACUAGAUGUCAAGCCUUUUUGUGAUGAGACUAGUCUGUCGAAUACUUAACAGUUGUAUGUCGGGACAUUAUAAAUAAAGCUAUCCAUAGCAGAUGACUUUUUACGUUAA